Molecule: messenger RNA, 6197 nt
Organism: Stegastes partitus (bicolor damselfish)
Lineage: Eukaryota; Metazoa; Chordata; Actinopteri; Pomacentridae
Gene: rnf19b
Product: ring finger protein 19B
Exons: 10
Coding region: 733-2928 (731 amino acids)
Biological process (GO): protein ubiquitination
Molecular function (GO): ubiquitin-protein transferase activity; zinc ion binding
Source: RefSeq, a predicted model, not a curated record
GGCCACGGAGGCAGCGCCGCGGACACCCACGCAGCUUCCAGAAAAGAGCGAGGAGCCGCGGGGAGGCGCCUGGACAGCAGCCGGAGCGGCCGCCGCAUCGCUCCCCAGCCUCUCCUGUGGAGGAGACCCGGAGCUGAGCGGAAAAAAGCGCGUUCAGAGGCCGGCGUUGAAGCUCACCGAGAGGCAGGCAGCCGAGGAGACGCUCCGAGGAGAAUCACAUCAAACCUGAGGAGUUAUUACGACAUCCAGCCUGAACCGGCUCUGUGGAUUCUUCUGUUGUCGGGUCUUUUUUUUUUUUUACGCUCUUUGUGUUUUUGUAGGAGAGUGACUCAUUGAAACUGACAUUAAUCUUUUUUUGUUUAACAGUCAGAGUCGCUGUAAUGUUUGACCUCUGAGAUUCUCUCUACUUUGUCGUUUGAAGUUUCAGAGAAACUCCGGGAUUUUUUUUUUUUCUUCUGAGCUGAUCUCUUUCAUUUUCUGUACGUGUGUGUCUGUUAUCUCACGCCGUGGUUUCCUGAUAGCGUUUGGUUGCUCAUAAGAGGAAGAGAAGGAGGCAACUGUUUCUCAAGUUUCUCAGCCAGGAGCCUGAGCAGCAUUUGCAUUCCAGUUUGGCUUCCACCGGCGGACAGAUCCUCCCUUGUGCACGACAGAGUGUGUGUUUGUGUCCCUCGGUGAUACUCUGACUCGUAUCGGGGGACAAUAAUCGGCCCUGUGUGUCUCUUCUGGGUAGAAAUGGGAUCAGAAAAGGACUCAGAGUCGCCUCACUCCUCAGUGAGCGGCGUCCCCAACCCUAAGUGCCGACCGGCGGGCAAACGCCAGGGCCGCAUCUCCUUCCACAGCCUCUUCAACAGCAAGAGGGGCUCUCGGGGCACCAGGGGCCCCAAAGGAGCGGCGGCCACCCCUUUAUCCCACCUCCACCAACAGCAGCUGCUCCCAUCUGCCUUGAGUUCCACCGCAGCCUCUGCUACGCCCACCGCCGCCGCCGCCGCCACCGCAGCCGCCGCCGCCACGCCCCAGGACGCCGCCUCCGGCACCCCCUCCAAGCCACUGUCCUCCAGCCAGCCAUCCCUGGGUGGAGCUGCCUCCUCCGGGGACAACAACCUCCUGGAGUGCCCCCUGUGCCUGGUGCGCCAGCCCGCCGACCAGCUGCCCGAGCUGCUGGGCUGCAGCCACCGCUCCUGCCUCUGCUGCCUGCGCCAGUACCUCCGCAUCGAGAUCACCGAGAGCCGAGUCCAGCUCAGCUGCCCCGAGUGCGCCGAGCGUCUGGCCCCGCGGCAGGUGGCCGACAUCCUGGACGACGCCGCCCUGCUGGAGAAGUACGAGGAGUUCCUGCUCAGGAGGUGCCUCGCCUCCGACCCGGACUGCCGAUGGUGCCCGGCGCCCGACUGCGGGUUUGCCGUCAUCGCCUCGGGCUGUGCCAGCUGUCCCAGGCUGGUUUGUCGCAGAGAAGGCUGCGGCGCAGAGUUUUGCUACCACUGUAAACAGGCCUGGCACCCCAACCAGACCUGCGACUCGGCCCGCCAACAGAGGGCGCAAUCCCUGCACACCCACAGCAACCACUCGCCCAGCUACACCCAGGAGCAGGGACCCGCUGAUGACAUCAAGCCGUGCCCUCGCUGUGGCGCUUACAUCAUCAAGAUGAACGACGGCAGCUGCAAUCACAUGACCUGCGCCGUGUGCGGCUGCGAGUUCUGUUGGCUCUGCAUGAAGGAGAUCUCCGACCUGCACUACCUCAGUCCUUCUGGCUGUACAUUCUGGGGGAAGAAGCCUUGGAGCAGGAAGAAGAAGAUUCUGUGGCAGCUGGGAACUCUGAUCGGCGCUCCGGUCGGCAUCACUCUGAUCGCAGGCAUCGCUGUUCCCGCCAUGGUCAUCGGCAUCCCGGUUUACGUCGGCCGCAAGAUCCACGCCCACUACGAGCUGAAGAAGACGUCUCGUCACAGAAGGAACUUGGCCAUCACCGGCGGCGUGGCUCUGUCCAUCAUCACGGCGCCCGUCAUCGCCGCCGUCAGCGUCGGUAUCGGAGUUCCCAUCAUGCUGGCCUACGUCUACGGCGUCGUGCCCAUCUCUCUGUGCCGAGGAGGCGGCUGUGGCGUGAGCAGAGGGAAGGGACGCGGCGUCCGGAUCGACUUCGAUGAGGACGACGGACCAAUCACAGUGGCCGAUGCCUGGCGAGCCCUCAAGUCUCCGAGCCUCGGUGAGAGCAGCCUGGACGGGGCGGUCAGCGGCCUGAGCACCACCUCCCCCAGCGAGGGGCUCUCCGUGGCCCCCGGGACUCUGGGCGACACCCCCCACUUCAACACCCUGGCUGGUGGAGCUCUGGGGACUAGAACCAGCAAGUACAGCAGGCUGGAGGUCCAAGCAGGGGAACUCGCUAAAGAGUCGGCCCAGAGAGAGACAGGAAGCCUGGGAGCAGGAAGCGACUGCGCCAGCACCCGAGGAAUGGCCGGAUCCAUCAUCUCCUCCUACACUCUACCUGACAGGGAGUGCACCAACCUGGAGAUCCAGGUGGACAUCGAGACCAAACCCAGCCAUCUCUGCCUGACCAGCGAAGAGGACCUAACCCCGCAUCCGGGCUCCGCUGCCAUGGCGACCGCCUCCGGAGGGGAGGAGCCUCAGGACUGCAGCUCCAGAAGGGGCGGGGCCUUGUCGGGCUCGGCGCUGGGCCUGUCGCCGGGGGCGUCGAUCAGGGAGGGGCUCCGAGACGUGACGCUGGCCCAGCCGGAAAGCAUCAGGAGCGACCUGGAGAUGUCGGACACUCAGUCGGACGACAUCGCCGAGCUCACGUCGGACGACUGCGACUCGCCUCACCCGAAGAGCUGCCACCCGGCGGCCGGCCAGCAGCCUCAGCCGCCGUCCUGCCGAGCCCUGAACCCGUCCACCGAAGGCCUUCACUGUCCCGCAGACAGCAACGUCAUCCUCUACGUCUGAGAGAACAGCAGCUCUCAGGAUUGCACAAACCCCCCGAACAUUUACGUUGAAACUUCACAGCUUUUCUUUUCUCUCGUUUGCUGCUUCUGCGACUCACAGACUUUUUUCGUCUUAAACACAGACAGCGUGGGUUUACUCUGUCUGUCUGUCUGUCUGUCUGUCUGUCUUAUCUAUCUACCUGCCAAUCUCCUCUCUGAGCAAAUUGUCAGGGCUCUACCUCUGAGAUUUAUAAGAUGAUGAUUUAUGUUUACUCCUCGGUGCAAAAUGCCUUGGCUACCUAAGCAAAAAAAAAGAGAAAAAAAAAAAACAACAAAAAAAAUACAAGAGGUACAAAUUUUCCACAAAAACUGAAAAUUUGCAAAAUUCUGAAACAAGGUGAAACGUCACCAAGCACAGCAGAGAGAAGAGGAUUGUUGGGAGAACAGAUGUUUGCUGAGGACGAAGAGGAUGUUUUUAACAGUGUGUGAGUGAAUGUGGACUUUGUACUCGACUAUUGUGGCUUUAUUUUCCUUUUCUCCUCUAUUUAUAUUCAGACGACCUUGAAAUUGUAUUAUUUGCCGUGUGCAUGAGUCUGCAUGAGCCGCUCCCGGCGUGGAAGGUUUGAAAGGCAGCGAGUUUCUGUUACACUGGUGAAAGUUAAAGUUUACUUUAGAGGACGAAGCUGCACUUGAAUCUCACUUUUCCUGCACAGAGUUGGAGGAGGACGGACACAGAGACAGAAAAAAGUGUGACAGAAACGAAUGACGGCGUUCUGACAGCGACACGGAAAAGCCUGACGUAGCUGUGGUGAAAAAAAAGAAGCCAUUUUAUUGUAUUGACUCAGAGAGAAGAGGAGGUUUGUGGCGCUGCUCUGCACAGAUCUGCAUCAAAGGAGCCUUUAUCGUUUCACAAACAGCUUUCUGAGAAACCUUUAUAAGCACAGGCAGAAGAUACCUUUAAUAUUUAGAACAUCUGUCGUCCACGAGUAAAACUAGAAAGAAUUUUUUAAUUUAAAUCUUUAUAACAUUCACUUACAGACCCAACACUAGCUCUGACCGUUUAGUUAUUCAUCCCUACCGCAUGUACACACUCAAAUUCAUAAAUAAAGACAUUUCUGCCGUAAAUUGAUGCAGAAAAAAUCACUUUCUAAACCUACACUACCUUUGCGAGUAUAAAUUUAUUAAAGUUUGACUUUAUUCUCAGAAAUGCAGAAACCAAAAUCUGGCUUUAAACAAAAUAAUAAACUCUUUUUCUUGACAUACUUACAUUUAAAAGAGUUUUAGCUGUUUAACUUCGAUUUUCAUUUUAGAUUAAAUUACAAGCAAAGUUUUAAAUCAAACCAAACAAAACUUCCAUUUAAAUGUUGGAGUUAAUAAAGACUUGAACAUUCACUUUAAUCCAUUUUUUUCUGACUUUAACUGUAAUUACAGACUUUUUUUAAACUUCUGUAUUUACAGUUUCCAGUUUUACAAUGACAUAAAACAUCUCUUUAAAAAGCUUAUUUUCGUCACAGUUUCCAGUUUUACAGUAACAUAAUAUUUAACUUUUUCCCAGAGCUCUCAGCUACAUUCUGCAGCCUUCAUCAGUGCAUUGAGGGAAUGAGAAUUCUCAUUAUGGCAGCUGUGGAUGUGGAGGAAGGCUCUGGAAAAAAAGCUAGUUAUAGGACUUCGUUUCAUUUUUUUGCUGAUUUUCUAACUGAAGGAGUUCUAAAUUGUUAAUUACUGCCGUCAGUAAUAUAUUUUAUACCUGGUAGAGAAACAGGGCUGCAAUGAAUCAUCAUUUUCUUUCUGGAUUAAUUUGCAGAUUAUUGAUGAUUCAUUGUUUUUACAAAAAAAAAAAAUGUCAGGAAAUAAUAAUAAACUUAAUUAUCCAGAUGAGUAAAGUGGACUUAUUCUAGUUGUUUAAGAGUCCAAAAACUGAAAGAAAAUCAGUUUACUGUUGUAUAAAAUGUCUUUAUUGCCACUGUACAUCUGAGUAGUUACAUUUCAGAGAAUAAAAGUGCAGCAUUAAAAGAUAAAUAGAUCCAAUAACUCACAUGGAGUAAAUAAACUGGUAGAAGCAUAAAUAAACACAUAUAUGACAGAAUCCUCACAUUGGAAUUAACAUUGAUUUUGAGUAUUUUGCAUGAAAUCCUCCCAGUUUUCUGCCUCUUUCACCUCUGAGUGAGUGUUUUCUUGCGGCCAACUGCACCUGAUGUGUCGCCGUCAGAACUUCCUGUUUGUUUCUGCGUCGUGUGACCCGGUUGGUGUUUGGCGGUCGGCUGCCUUAUCGACUCUCGCUGACCAACGCGACGACGACGCUGCUGCCGGCUGGUCUCCGCUGGUUUCGGUUUCUGUCCGACCCACUUGAACGUCGUGUUUGUGUGAACGACUGGACUCCUGAUGAAUGUAUUUCUGUGUCCCACUUUGUUUGUUGAAUGAGCACUUGUGCACUUUAUCUAAAUUUAUCUUAUUUAUCUUUUUUUUUUUUUUGCUAUUCCUCAUCUGUUGCUGAGUUUUUAUUUCAGUUGCUUACAAAAGUCUGUGGUACAACCAAAAUAAAUCACCUACCAGAGGGCCUUUUAUGUUGGAUGUAACUAAACAAGAGUUUGGCUCCAAAACUUCUCCGCUUUGUCUCGUUCAUCACUCAGUAUUUUUAACUUAAAGGUGUUUUUAUCAAUUCUGUGAUGCAAGGACUGUAAUUAUUUUAUAUUUUCUCCUUUUAAUUUAUGUUCUACUAAUCAUUUCUACAAGUUUGGACGUGUCAUUUUGGAGCCAAACACUUUGAAUUCUGAUGCCGAUAAGCUCUUCUUAAUCAUUGCCUGACUUGUUUCUUAGCUUUGUAUCACCUCCGUGCUUCUGUUUGAAAAGGUUUCCCACCAGGUUUUUCCUUUUAACCUGCGAGGAAAUUACUUUGGGAACCUUUUUCAUCUCAGAGUAGCUUUAUGGAUUUAGCUGCUUAUGUGACUUGGCAGUGCUUUGUUUGGUCUACACUUAUCACUAGUUUCUGCCUGCCUGCCUGUGAGGAAACACACGAAUGUACCACAGACGGAAACCCGAAACUUCCUGAAAGAGUGCGAAUGACGGAUGGAAAAUGUCCUUUUAGGAACACAGGUGGUCCUGUCUUUAUUUGAAAAAGGUUUAGAGUAUAUAGAUAGCAAUAUUUAAGUGUUAUUAUACUGUUUGUGUAUCUCCUGUCACUGUUGAAGCCCCUGAUCUUAUGUGGGGUUGUACAUGCAGGACUGUGAAAGACAACUUGUGGACCUUUUGGGGAAAAAUAAAUAAACACAAUCUGAUGUUGCACCAAAACAA